AUGAAGACAUUAAUGAACAUGAUGAUGUCUCAAAUGUCACAAAUUAGCAAGUUGCAAUCUCAAGUGGAGAAUCUACAAGCCCAAAAUCAAGGAGGAGGCAAUCAAGGGUCUACACAAGCCUCAUCUUCUAGUGGUAGACUUCCGGCUAACACCGAAAAUCCUAGAAAUCAUGUCAACGCCAUCACCACUAGAAGUGGAAAAUCUUUGAAAGAUCCACCCUUUCCUUCUAAUGAUCUUACAAUUGAAGAAGAUGUUGAGAAAGAUGAAGAUGAAGAAAGGCCAAAUGAAGAGGAAAUUGAAAAAAUUCUUGAAAGUGAAAAUGAUGAUGAGCCUCUAAUUCAAAGAAACAAGUCAAAAGGGAAGGAGCCAAUUCAAGAAGGAAACAACUCAAGUAAGAAGAAUGUGAACAAGGGCAAGCAAAUAGAUGACUCGGUGAUUCCUUGCAACUUGUUGCCAUUUCCACAAAGGUUGUGGAAAACAAAAGAAACCGAGAGAGAAACCAAGUUUAAAACAAUGCUUGAUAAGUUGGAGAUUUCUAUGCCCUUUGUGGAAGCCAUUACUCAAAUACCUUCAUACAAAAAAUUCUUGAAGGAUAUUUUGAGUAACAAGAAGAGAUUGGAGAAGAGUGCGUUGGUGGACCUUAGUGAGGGAGCUUUGACAUGUGCCGUUCUCCAAAAGAAUUUGCCUCCCAAGUUGAAGGAUCCGGGAAGCUUUUCUAUCCCUUGCAUUGUAGGAGGAUUUGUGGUGAGCCGUGCUUUAUGUGAUCUCGGGGCUAGUGUGAGCCUUAUGCCAUACUCUCUAUGCAAGAGGCUCAAUCUUAGAGAGCCCAAGCCCACUACCAUGACACUCCAAAUGGCGGACCGUUCCAUCAAGCGCCCGGUGGGAGUUCUUGAAGAUAUCCCGGUCAUGAUUGAUCAAUACUAA
This is a messenger RNA of Ipomoea nil (Japanese morning glory), 924 nucleotides long. RefSeq lists its product as uncharacterized. NCBI's taxonomy places the organism in Eukaryota, Viridiplantae, Streptophyta, Magnoliopsida, Solanales, Convolvulaceae. The transcript has a single exon. Bases 1 to 924 code for a protein of 307 amino acids. The record is from RefSeq and is a predicted model, not a curated record.